AUGUAUGCGUGGAAUAAUUUCUUUGUGAUCUGGAUAUUCUUAGCAAGUACCUCGAGCACAGCGGACUUGGACACAUCAGAUCCAGAAUUUUUCCAGGAAGACAGAUGGACGCACCGCAAUGUGAAGGAACCUCCCAACGAAGGAUCAUCCUGUCUCCAAACGCAUCCGACAAACAGAGAUAUCAUUAAAAGAUUUCACGCUAUUCUUCCUUUUUUCGACAAGGAUCAUUCGAAUACGGAGUUCCUGCACAAGUACCGUGCGUCAGUCUAUGCAAUGUCAGAUGGAGAAGAUCUGUUGGACCGAGAGGCUGCCUUCUAUGCAGCGGUGCUUACUCCUCUAGUGUUCCUGCAGAACUACAGAGAUGCCUGGUGUCUGUUACAGCGAUUCCACCGCGCGAUACGACUGUACCAAAUAUCGCAUCCAACCGAGAAGCGUUCGGCACUAAAGUUGUUGCAAAACUUCAGGGCUGUAAAUCAUAAGGUUAGGACUUUCGUAUGGGAGCUGCCGGGACCGGCCUCAGCUUCACGGACAACCACAGAAGUAGCUGACUUUGACAGCGAAGAGUUUCACGACAAGAAAGAUAUACGUUACUUGAAAGAACUUAUAAAAAACCUUGGCUAAUUACAUUACACUGCACUUUUAAUAUAUAUUUUUUAGUAUUGUUUUUAUUUUAUAAAA
Molecule: messenger RNA, 678 nt
Organism: Melitaea cinxia (Glanville fritillary)
Lineage: Eukaryota; Metazoa; Arthropoda; Insecta; Lepidoptera; Nymphalidae
Exons: 5
Coding region: 1-621 (206 amino acids)
Source: RefSeq, a predicted model, not a curated record